Molecule: messenger RNA, 708 nt
Organism: Acanthamoeba castellanii str. Neff
Lineage: Eukaryota; Discosea; Longamoebia; Acanthamoebidae
Exons: 6
Coding region: 1-708 (235 amino acids)
Source: RefSeq, a predicted model, not a curated record
AUGGACGAGGAGCACCGAACAGUGGUCGACGAAGACGACGAAGCCGAAAGGGCGCCUGAGCCCCUGAGCCCUGGCGAGGGCGCGAUCGCGGGCCUGCCCGGGGCGACCUACGUCAGCCGCGCCCUCAGCCCUGCCUUCGCCUACCGCCUCGCCCGCAACGCGGGGAAGGUCGGGGUCAAGCCGGCCCGGUACGGCAUUACAGGCAAGGGCGGACCCAAAGUCCUCCCCUACGGCUCCAGACUCGCGUACCCGGAUUGGCUGGAGGAGCUGGUGGACCGGCUGCAGGCCUUGGGCGCCAUGCAAAAGCGGCCCACCCAGGUGUCGGUCAACCACUACGUGCCCCACCCAGAACCCUACCGCCUUGUCCCGCACAUCGAUUCGAAUACGGGCCAGCAGGUGGUCAUCGUGUCGCUGCUCUCCUAUUGCUGCCUCGACUUCUACCGCAACUCGGGCCGCAAGGAUCUCAGCGUGCUGGAUCCGGAGGACACGCGGGAGCCGGCGGUGAGUCUGCUGCUCGAGCCGGGCAGCGCGCUCAUCCUGACUGGAGAGGCCUACCGAGAGUUCGGGCACGGGAUAGCUCCGCGGCUCACGGACGAGGUGAGCACCGAGCUGGGCAACUACCACCUGCUGACGAGCCUCGACAAGAGCGCCACCACCACUACGACGCGAAGCGCACGCAUUUCCCUCGCUCUGUGGAGCCCAGAAUGA